This is a messenger RNA of Meloidogyne enterolobii, 3271 nucleotides long. The record is from the annotation of a GenBank genome assembly. Lineage: Eukaryota; Metazoa; Nematoda; Chromadorea; Rhabditida; Meloidogynidae.
GAAUGGACAAACCUAGAAUAUUAAAAAAUCUGCAACCAUUGAAAAUACAUUAUCCAGAAAUUUAUAAUAGAUGUAAUAAUUUGGUGGAGAGAAUUGGGGAGAGACCCAGUGAAGUUUUUGAUUCAAUCAAUAGCUCAGAUGCGUCCGAAAAACAAGCAGGAAUUUAUUUAAUUUUAUGUUUGGCUGAUGCUAGUUUUGAUGAGGAAACAACAAAAAUUACAAAUUUUGCUAGAAAUUUGCUUCGUAUGUUAACAAUGAAUUCACAAGAGUCAGUUAUUCGAUUGGCGUCAAAAGCUGUUGCUUAUCUAAUUUUGACUUCAAAAUCCUACGCUGUAGAAUUAAUGGAAGUUGCUUUAAAUCAAUGUUUUGAAUGGUUAGAAGAACAACAACGAAGUGAACAGCGUCGACUUGCAGCUGUUAUUCUUGCCAAAGAUUUGGCUAUUUUCACACAAUCACAUUUUUUUCAACGUGCCAAUCAAUUUUUUGCAAACAUUUUUAAAUGUAUUAGAGAUUCAAAACCAAAUUUGAGGUUGGCAGCAGCUGAAGCAUUGAGGGCUGGUUUAGCAGUUACUUCACAAAGAGAGACUAAACAUAAAAAUGAAUGGUACAAUAAAUGUAUCAAAGAAGCAUGCCAAUUUGAUUUCCCUACAAUUUCUCGUGAUGAUAUUUUACAUGGUUCUUUACUUAUAUUCAACGAAUUACUUCGAAUAGCCAAUUAUUCACACGAAAAUGCUCGUCUACAACUUGUUGGAAUUACUCAACAUUUUAAUAAAUCACGUUCUUCAAUUAUUGGACAAAGCCCUAUUGAAUGGCUUUUAGAACCUAUUCAACCACCAACUGUAGAAUCGAGAACUGCGAGGACUUUAAUUACAGAUUAUUUUCAAGAGAUUGUCAAGAAUUGCUUUGAGGCUCGCAACAGUAAAACCCCUUAUUGUCAACUUAUUCUUUUGGAACUUUUUCCAAGAUUGGCCAGUUUUUCUGAUAAUAAUGGACAACAAUUGUUUUGUUACGUUCCUGAAGCAGCAGAACAUUCUUUGGCUUUGGUAGGGAAAUAUCCCGAAGCUAUGCUUACUUUGGGAUUGUUAGCCCUUAGCAGGCCAUUAGAAAUCAGAUCGAAAAUUGCUCCUAUUCUCAAUAUAUUAAUUCAACAUAUGCAUUUGGCCGUUUCUAAAAAAAAGUUGGUUCAUGACAAUGAUUUUAAAUGUCUAUCGUUGGUUGUACGCUCUCAACUUUCCUACCUUUGUGAAAAAAUUCGUGAAUUGCUUCCUCUUUUCUUUUCUACUGGAAUAUCUGAAGGCUUGAUAACUGUUAUGCACGACAUUAUUAAUGCAAUCCCAGAAUUAAAGGCUGAUGUUUUCGACGGUUUAAUGGAUCAACUUUAUCACUUGCUUAUGGACAGACCGAGACCUAGCAAAUUAGCACCUCCUACAGCUCCACCAAUUCCUGCUGGACCUAUUCAACCCGUCAAUAUUCCACAAACAAAAUUGGCAUUAAAAACACUUGGAGAAUUUAAUUUUUCACGUCAUUCACUUCAAAUGUUUUUGCGUUAUGUGGCUAUGGGUUAUUUAAUUAGUGAUUCAGUAGAAAUUCGUUUAACAGCAGUUUAUAGUUGUACAGAAAUGUUAAAACCUUUUAUCAUGGUUUAUGAAAAUGUUGAAAAUCAACAAAAGGCUGAAGUUUACAAUUUAAUUAGAAAUGUUUUGGAAUGUCUUGUUAAAACUGCUAUUGUUGAUACUGAUUUUAAUGUUCGUCUAAGUGUACUCGAUUGUUUCUGUAAUAUGGAUCAAAAUUUUCUUUUUCAUCUUUCACAACGUGAAAUGCUUGGUACAAUAUUUUUGGCAUUGCAUGAUGAAAAUUAUCAAGUUAGAGAACAAGCUGUUGAAUUACUUGGAAAACUUUCUGAUUUAAACCCUUCUUUUGUUUUUUUAAAAUUUCGAAGAAUUUUACUUGAAAGUAUUUCGCAAUUGGCAAAUUCAAAAACUUUAAAUAAUGAAGUACAAGGUGCAAGAAUGAUUGAACAUUUAGCUAGACAGUCACCUCGUUUCAUUUCUGCCUAUAUGCAUUCAAUAUUACUCGUAUUAAUCCCUCAUUUAAAAAUUGAUAAAAGCAUUGGUGGAAGUAGUAAUGUAGAAGUUACAGUCCAUGUUUUAAAUGCAGUUAGUGAACUUUCAUUAAUUGGAGGUUUGGAAAUGGUUCGGUCUAUAGACAAAUUUUUUCCUCCUAUUAUUGCUUUUUUACAAGAUUCUACAAGUUUGAAUAGACGUGAGGCUGCUCUCCGUGCAAUGGGUAGAUUGUGUCAAUGUGUUGGUUAUGUUGUUGAACCAUACAAAGAUUAUCCUGAUUUAUUAGAAAUUUUGUUACAAUUAUUAAAAACUGAGUUGUCUAGUUCAAUGCGAAGGCUUACAAUGCGUGUACUUGGAAUUAUUGGCGCUUUGGAUCCAUAUACCUACAAAGUUUAUAUUGGCAAAGUCCACUCACAUAUAAGAUCUCGUUCGCUUGCCUUAACACUUCCAAAUUCUGGAGAAACAAAUGAAACACACGGAAUGGAUAUAAUUACUUGGAUAAAUUAUGAACGUUUAACACUUGCUGAAUAUUACCCAGCUUUAUCAAUUUCCAAUUUAAUUUUAAUGUUACAAGAUCCUCAGCGUUGUUCUUUGUUUCAUAGAGAAAUAAUGCAUACUAUAUUACAAAUUUUUACAAAUUUGAGAAAUCGUCCACAAUAUUUGGGACAGGUCAUUCCCCCACUUAUUUUAAUUACUGAACAAUGCAAACCUCAAUUAAGAAGUUUUUUCCUCAGUCAAUUUUCACGUUUUAUUUCAAUUAUUAAUUUACAAUUGCAACCAUAUAUGACACAAUUUUUUUGUUUAAUUGCUAAAGCUUGGUGUUGGAGUGAUAAUGAUGAUCUUAAAGGUUUCCCCUUUAAUUUUAAAGACAAAUUUUGGCUUGAGUGUCCGCAACUUUUUUGUCCGCAACUCAGAAUUUUUAGCUUUUCCUUAGGAGAUGAUUUUUAUAAAAAUAUGUAGUUCAAAAUUUUUUUUUUGGAAAAAUAUUCGUCCUAAAAUCUCUCCUCCCUCAAUUUUAAUGGGGGGAGGAGGAGGAGGAGAGAUUUCCUCUCUGAGAAAAUGAGAUCUCCUCCUUCCAUUUCCUCGAACAAAAUGCCCCUUUAAAAAGUUGGGUGAAGAAUAGUAUGUCUGGGUAUUCAAUUAGAGGUUUUGGGGGGGUUUUCUGGAAGUGGAGGAAAUGAUAAUUUUGGAGGUGUACAAAUUCAACG